AUGGCUAACAUCUUGGCAUUGAUCGUCUUUCUGAGAAAGUCAUUUCGCGUCAAAAAGUCAACAUACUUUAUUCUAAGCAUGACCGUAGCCGAUCUUCAGGUUGGCGUUGCGUGUAUUUUGAUUUUCGCAAAUAAUAUGCAACACUCGGCGCAGAUCUGGAUUAACUUCGCCUUGCUAGCGUCUCUAUUCUCGUUGGUUGGUAUUGCAGUCGAGAGGACGUACGCGGUGUUUUUCCCGUUCAAGCAUCGCUUGUCCAAAACGAGCUCCUAUCUCUUAUGGAUCACGCUUGUCGAGACUCUGGCGUUUUGCCGAGGGAUAUACCCGCUCUACCUCUUCUUUAAUGGCAAAACAGUAAAGUACUAUACAAUGUAUAUGAUAUGCUCGGAUGUAUCCGGGUACACGGUGUCCUUGGCAAUCAUCGUUACCUGCUACAUCUCUAUUUGGAUCAAGAUGAGAUUCGGGAAGACUUUUGAUAACGAGCAAGCCUCGAGGAAAAGCGCUUCGCUCGCCAAGACGCUGAGCAUUGUGACUAUCACCUCGGUAGCGUGUUUUCUAAUUCCAAUGGUAAUCUAUAUUAAUCUAGAACCCUACAAAUACUGGCAUUAUAAUAUUUUGGCAGAUGUUCUACUUCUAAGCAACUCGUUCUGGAAUGUUCUGGUAUAUUCUAUCCGCAUGCCAGAGUUCAGAAAAGAGCUGCGGGGAAUCUUGAGAGGCUUCGCAUUCUGUAUACCUUACAGAGUAGAGGUCUGCCCCUAUCAUCCCAGACAACAAAUCCAACCAUGCCCUCCUGUCAUUGGCGGCUCAUUGUCACGUGACGAGCAUGCUGUUGACAGUCCGAUGUCACGUGAAACUGUCCAUCACAUAUCACGUGACCAAUCUUGCGUUAUCCAUAGCAAUGUUGAAAAUGACCAAUGCUUCGACCGCGUGUCGUAA
Messenger RNA from Nematostella vectensis (starlet sea anemone), 933 nucleotides. Its product is annotated as QRFP-like peptide receptor. Gene Ontology annotation, molecular function: G protein-coupled receptor activity. Bases 1 to 933 code for a protein of 310 amino acids. Lineage: Eukaryota; Metazoa; Cnidaria; Anthozoa; Actiniaria; Edwardsiidae. The transcript has a single exon. Gene Ontology annotation, biological process: G protein-coupled receptor signaling pathway. Gene Ontology annotation, cellular component: membrane. The record is from RefSeq and is a predicted model, not a curated record.